GACGCGAACGGGCCUACUGGGGUUUCGUCGCCGCUGCCGAAGCCACAAUUUCUUCUUCUUCCCUUCCAAAAUCUGAUCCCUUGGAAUCAGACGUAACCACCCAAUCCCCGACGCCCACCGCCAUCGGCACCGCCGCUGCUCCUUUACGUUCCUCAGCCAAAAUCGCGCCGGCGCUCUGUAGCCCCCCUGGACUGGCAUUUGAGAUGCCUGUGCCCCUGCUUGGCCUCCACGACUUCCGGGAGAAGGUCGCCGCCCAACUCGUCCCUUGGAGCCGCUCCAUCCAGUUCUGGGCUCGUGCCAUCGAUGUCUACGCCGGCUACAAGGUGUGUCAGUUUCGGACGGGACUCAUCAGCAAUUCCGCGAAACAGGAGGAGAUGUGGGAGAGGCAACAUGAGCUCGCAGCAGAGAAGAUGUAUUCUCUCUGCUCUGAGCUUGGCGGGCUCUUUCUCAAGGCUGCACAAGUUCUGGGAAAGCCUGAUUUAGCUCCAGCAGCAUGGGUAAGAAGACUUGUCACAUUAUGUGAUAAGGCUCCUGCUACUCCAAUUUCAGCUGUACAACAAAUAAUAGAGGAGGAAUUGGGACAAAAUUUCAGUGAAAUCUUCGAGCAGUUUGAAGUCGAACCUAUUGGAUCUGCUUCAAUUGCACAGGUUCACAGGGCAAAACUGAGAGGUGUUAAGACUGAUGUUGCUGUGAAGGUUCAACAUCCUGGAGUUCAACAGUUGAUGUUGAUUGAUAUCUGCAACUUGCAAGCAUUUGUCUUGUUUUUGCAAAAGACGGAUAUAAACUUUGAUUUGUUCUCAGUCACUAAAGAAGUGGAGAAGCAGAUUGCUUAUGAGUUUGAUUUCCUGAGAGAAGCUGCUGCUAUGGAAAAACUUAAGAAGUUUUUCAGCAAUAACAAUAAGAAGCCUCCUGUUUUAGUACCACGCAUCAUUCCUGGCAUGGUAACCAGGAAGGUCUUGGCAAUGGAAUUUAUUGAUGGCAUUCCGAUAAUGAAUCUUGGUGAACAAAUAGCAAAACUGGGUAUUGAUCCCAGCAGCAAAAUUGCAGUUAUUGGAAAGCAGAAAAUAUUAGAAAGUUUGACACUUGCAUAUGGUCAAAUGAUCCUAAAGGAUGGAUUUUUUCAUGCAGAUCCUCAUCCUGGAAACAUUCUUAUUUGCAAGGGCACAGAGGUUGCAUUGCUUGAUUAUGGACAAGUGAAGCAACUUCCAGAUGACCUGAGGCUUGGAUACGCAAAUCUUGUGCUUGCUUUGGCUGAUAAUGACCCUUUAAGGGCCAAAAUAAGUUACAAGGAGCUUGGCAUCAAUACAUUGAGCAAUCAUGCAGAUAGGGAUGAUGAAUUUUUGAAAUUAGCACAAAGAAUGUUUGACACUAAGCUUCCUCCUGGUGUCACUCUUAUGUCACCAUUUGCUGAAGACUCUUCGUUGAAGAAAGUCUCUGUUCAGAAUUUUCCGGAGGAACUUUUCUCGGUUCUUCGAACUAUGCAAUUGCUGAGAGGGCUUAGUGUCGGGAUGGGAAUCUUCUACUCAUGUGCUGAGCAGUGGAGGCCAAUUGCUGAAGAAGCUCUCUUCAAAGCUGGAAGACUUGAAGUUGGGGAUUUGAAAGAUCGAAGGCGCAGUGUGUUUAGCAGAAUAUUCCGGAGGUAGUAGUACUUCAACGACUUGUACAGUUUAAAGCAAAGACCCCAGCCUUUGCCGAAGCUCUUUUGCUCAACAUUCAACAACAUUUGUUAUUCAUGUUUGUCACCGGUCCAAUAAAAAUUAUAUAUGAUUCUUUUUGCGCCUUGUACUAGCUAUAUUGAGUAAAUUGACUGAGUUCUGAAAUAUUUUGUAGUGAAACAAUUUGGUUCGAAGAUUCAAUUGGAUCGGACAAAAAUCUGGUUCAACCGUAAA
Zingiber officinale is the source of this 1889-nucleotide messenger RNA. RefSeq lists its product as uncharacterized. The coding region runs from base 204 to 1643 and encodes 479 amino acids. The record is from RefSeq and is a predicted model, not a curated record. The transcript has 12 exons. Gene Ontology annotation, molecular function: protein kinase activity; ATP binding. Gene Ontology annotation, biological process: protein phosphorylation. NCBI's taxonomy places the organism in Eukaryota, Viridiplantae, Streptophyta, Magnoliopsida, Zingiberales, Zingiberaceae.